Drosophila grimshawi is the source of this 2112-nucleotide messenger RNA. RefSeq names its product acetyl-coenzyme A transporter 1. The transcript is spliced from 3 exons. Gene Ontology annotation, cellular component: membrane. NCBI's taxonomy places the organism in Eukaryota, Metazoa, Arthropoda, Insecta, Diptera, Drosophilidae. Bases 299 to 1876 code for a protein of 525 amino acids. Gene Ontology annotation, molecular function: acetyl-CoA transmembrane transporter activity. The record is from RefSeq and is a predicted model, not a curated record.
UGAUGGUCAAGAGAAUCGGAGAAUCGUCGUACUAAAUAUGAAAAAUAUUUGGAACAGCGACACGCAAACGUCAACAAAUCGUCGCCACAUCGUCACGCUGUAAAUCCAACCACAUCUAUUAAUUUCUUAAACAUCGAUGGACAAUAAUGGCGCAUUAAUUACAAAUACAUAAAUACAACAAAAAAUAGAACGGAUUGUCGAACUCUUGCCGACUUUAACUGACGUGGACCUACUGGUCGUUGUUGUUAUUAUUGUUAUUUAAGUACUGAUACUGAUUAGAGCAGCUGUGGGCAUCAAGAUGUCUGCACGUCGUCGAGGUCAAACGAAAGAUGGCUAUGAGCUCGUCGAGACGACAUCUGAGUCAGGGCAUAAGGAGGAGAAGCCCGAUAUACGUGGCGAUAGACGCAACAUUGCCAUCCUUCUGUUCCUCUACAUACUGCAGGGCAUACCCAUUGGUCUGAUCGCAGCUGUUCCCAUGCUGCUGCAGAAUCGUGGGGCCAGCUACAAACAGCAAGCGGAAUUCUCGUUUGCCUAUUGGCCUUUUAGCAUCAAGUUGCUGUGGGCGCCAAUUGUGGACUCGUUGUAUGUAAGACGCUUUGGACGACGCAAGUCGUGGCUGGUGCCGGUGCAGUAUCUGUUGGGCGCCUUUAUGCUGCUGCUAUCGGCUCAUGUGGAUCGCUGGCUGGGCGGCGAUGGUUUGGAUCCGAAUGUGCCGUUGCUUACGCUGAUCUUCUUUCUGCUGAACUUUCUGGCCGCCACGCAAGACAUCGCUGUCGAUGGCUGGGCACUGACGAUGCUGAAGCGUUGCAACGUCGGCUACGCUUCCACAUGCAACAGUGUGGGCCAAACGGCUGGCUACUUUUUUGGCUAUGUGGUGUUCAUUGCGCUCGAGUCGAAGGACUUUUGCAACUCCUAUUUGCGUAGUGUGCCCGAGGAUGUGGGCAUGAUAACGUUACCACGUUUCCUCUGGUUCUGGGGCAUCGUGUUCAUUGUGGCCACAACAUUGGUAGCAGUCUUCAAGCGUGAGAAUGACAUUGAGGAUGCGCACACGGAGGCCCGUUACCAGGUGGAGCACGAGUUGAACAUCCACGAGAGCUACAAGGUGCUGUGGGACAUGGUGCGCAAGCGACCCGUGCAGAUCCUUGCCGGCAUUCUGCUUACAGUCAAAGUAACAUUUGCCGCCUCCGAUGCGGUCACUUCGUUGAAGCUUAUCGAUGCUGGCGUACCCAAGGAGAAACUGGCCCUGCUAGCAAUUCCCAUCAUUCCACUGCAACUCAUAUUGCCCAUUCUUGUGGGCAAAUACACAAAUGGACCGCGUCCCAUGGAUGUCUAUUUGAAAGCGAUACCCUAUCGCAUUGCUCUGGCUUCCCUCGGCACAAUGAUCGCCUAUGCGACGCCAUAUAUUAUCUCUGGUGGCGAGGUGCCUUUGUAUUACUAUGUGAUGCUCAUCAUCAGCUAUGGCUGCUAUCAGGUAUUCCUCUACUCUAUGUUUGUGGCCGCCAUGGCAUUCUUUGCCAAGAUCUCGGAUCCCGCUGUCGGUGGCACUUACAUGACAUUCCUCAACACACUGUGCAAUCUCGGUGGCAAUUGGCCCAACACGGUGGUGCUCUGGCUGGUAGAUGUGCUAACGCUGAAGCAGUGCACCACGCAGCCGGACAAUCUCUGCGUCAACAAGGAAGGACAACAGGAAUGUUUGUCUGCUGCUGGCAAGUGUGAGAUCACCUUUGAUGGCUACUACAUGGAGGCGAUGGUGUGCGUCGUCUAUGGCAUCAUUUGGCUGCUGGUCGUCCGCAAAUGGAUCGUCCAUUUGCAGAAUUUGCCAACGCGUGCAUGGAUGGUUGUUAAGCCAUCGGCGGCAAAGGAUAAAUUGCGGUAGCAAUUAAUCGUAUGACCUUCUCCGUUCCGGCGCUAGGCGCACAAGUCAUUGGUACAAUCUAGAGAUCUACAACUACUACUACAGCUAGGAAAUAGAUUAGGAAACUUAUGCAUGUAUAGGUUAGAAAAAUUGGAAUGUCAAAUGUCAAAUAGUCGCAGUCCAAAUCCGCUAUCCCAAUUGUUUUGUAACUUAUUAUAUUCCGUGUGGAAAUAAAAUCAAUAUGUUGAGUAUAGAAA